Polyodon spathula (Mississippi paddlefish) is the source of this 2093-nucleotide messenger RNA. RefSeq names its product short/branched chain specific acyl-CoA dehydrogenase, mitochondrial-like. NCBI's taxonomy places the organism in Eukaryota, Metazoa, Chordata, Actinopteri, Acipenseriformes, Polyodontidae. The transcript is spliced from 11 exons. Gene Ontology annotation, cellular component: mitochondrion. Bases 55 to 1386 code for a protein of 443 amino acids. The record is from RefSeq and is a predicted model, not a curated record. Gene Ontology annotation, molecular function: acyl-CoA dehydrogenase activity; flavin adenine dinucleotide binding.
AUUUUUUUCUCGCGAGUUAAUUUGAGUAAAAUAAUAAAAUAAGUAAAAAAAAACAUGUCAGCUGCCUUGGUUAGAAACUGUUUUAAGCUUGGAAGAAAUUUUGUUAGACCAUGGAGCCUGGCGUCUGCUUGGAAAGUACAGUCAUCUGUAACCAGGUCUAUCAUAUCAGAAGCAGCAGCAGCAGAACAUGCCAGUGCAAACAGCGUCCUUUACGCCCCCCUCCAAACUUUCACCGAGGAAGAGUCAAUGAUGAAGGAAGCAGAUUUUUUCUUUUGGUUUACAGUUAAGAAGUUUGCCCAAGAGCGCAUUGCUCCAUUAGUGUCGAAAAUGGACGAGGACUCGCGCAUGGACGAGUCAGUUAUCCUCGGGCUAUUUGAACAAGGGCUGAUGGGCAUUGAGAUCCCAGAGCAGUAUGGAGGGACUGGCUCCACUUUCUUCUCUUCCAUCCUGGUCAUCGAGGAGCUGGCUAAAGUGGACCCAUCAGUGGCUGUGCUGUGCGACAUCCAGAACACUCUCAUCAACACCCUCUUCAGAGACCAUGGGACUGAGGAGCAGAAGCAGUGUUAUCUCACCAGACUGGCCAACGACAUGAUAGGCAGUUUCUGCCUUUCAGAGCCACAGUCUGGCAGCGAUGCCUUUUCGUUGAAAACCCGAGCUGACAAGCACAAGGACUACUACACCAUCAACGGGUCCAAGCUGUGGAUUAGCAAUGCGGAGCAGGCUGGCGUGUUCCUGGUUAUGGCCAACGUAAACCCCUCUGCUGGUUACAAGGGGAUCACCUGCUUCAUCUUGGACAGAGACACAGAGGGGCUUCACAUCGGGAAGAAGGAAAACAAACUGGGCCUCAGGGCAUCGUCAACCUGCCCUCUGACCUUUGACAACGUUAAGGUUCCAGAGAAGAAUAUCUUGGGACAGUUAGGCCAAGGAUACAAGUAUGCAAUCGGAAUGCUGAAUGAGGGGAGGAUUGGAAUAGCUGCCCAGAUGCUGGGCUUGGCUCAGGGCUGCUUUGACAACACCAUUCCAUACACCAAGCAGAGAGUGCAGUUUGGGAAAAGGAUCUUUGACUUUCAGGGCAUGCAGCAUCAAAUAGCCCACGUGGCUACCCAGCUGGAGGCAGCCCGGCUGCUAACGUACAACGCAGCGCGCUUGAGAGAGACUGGGAGACCCUUCAUCAAAGAGGCCUCCAUGGCUAAAUACUUUGCUGCAGAGGUCGCAACCUUGGCAAGCUCUAAAUGUAUUGAGUGGAUGGGAGGGGUUGGAUUUACUAAAGAUUAUCCCAUUGAAAAAUACUACAGAGACUGCAAAAUAGGCACAAUUUACGAAGGGACAACAAAUGUACAGCUUACCACAAUAGCAAAGGCCAUCGACCAGGAGUACGAAGCCUGAGCUACCUAAUAUAUAGAGAAGCAUUAACCAAUGUCAUAACCUAGUAAGAGAAAUGUAAAAAAGUCUUUUGAAAAUACUUACCCGUUGAGAGAUCUGUGGCACAGUGUUUCAAUAUAAACAGUUUAUGUUGAUUAAGACUUUUCCAUAAAAUCUGCUUCGUUAAUAUGUAUAUAGAUGUACUGACUGUUAUCCUUUAUUUAAAGUUAAUGUUGUGUAAUUGUUAUCGAAUGAUAAAUAUAACUUUAUUGCUGACUGCUGGGUCCCGUGUAUCAAAUUAACAACAGAUUCCUGUAGUAAGUAUAAUGUAAAUUCAAGGAGAGUAACUGAAACUCAGAAGGAAUGCAUUGCCUUAAACUCAGUUACUGAAGGGGUCUCCAAUCUACGAGAUGAAACCUGUCAUUUCCAAUUCACACUUGAUUUAACUCUGUUGCUGACAAUGGAGGCUUGUUUCUUUUAGCUGAACCAAACCAUAUCAUGUUUUAAUAUGUAACUAAACUGAAUAUGCCUUGCAUUUAUAUUUAAUGAUGAAGUGGAAGAACUUGGAUCAAGCUGAGGCACAGCUGUUCUUUCUUCUUUGUAUUUCAGUGCCUGUUACACAAACUGUAAACAUGAUCUCUUGUUGCGUUGAUAGGAUGGUAACGCAUCUAGUAUAUACUGGGUAUUUAUACAAUUCAGUAAAGUGGUGUUCUAAUAAAGGGUGUUAAAGA